This is a messenger RNA of Gongylonema pulchrum, 999 nucleotides long. NCBI's taxonomy places the organism in Eukaryota, Metazoa, Nematoda, Chromadorea, Rhabditida, Gongylonematidae. The record is from the annotation of a GenBank genome assembly.
AUGUCCGAAGAAGAUGAGCACCAGCGGAAAGCUGCAGCGAUUUCGCAGGAGGAGUUUUGUCGGCUUCAGGAGCAGCUCAUCGCAUUGCGUAACUGCAAUUACGAAUUGCUGGAGGAGAACAGACGCCAGCAGAGCUGCAUCGACGCUCUAUCCUCCAGAGGCGGCUCCGACCCGUUACUCUCCGUCUCCAAGUUGAUCGGUCGAAAGAGGGAAAAAGAAAACGUGAACGAUAAGUUCGAAAGUGAAGUUCGUCUCCUCCAACAAAAACUGGCGCUACAAGAAGAGGAAUUCCGCCUGCAGCAAUCGACGCUUCUUUCUGAGUUAAACAAGGUGAUGAAACACUGCGAACUUUUGGAGGAGAGCACAAAAGGAUCGCGAGGAGAUGCUUACAGCGAUGAAUUAGCUGGAAUGCUUGCGGAAAAGGAUCUGUUGACAGAGCAGAUGAAAGCACUGAACGAGGACUUGUUGUCUGCGAAGAAAGUUCUGGAUGAGGAAAUUGCUCAGGAAAAGCAGAGUGAAUAUGAAGCGUGCAUUCGUGAUAAGGACGAUGAAAUUUUGCUGCUGAAUACUUCCCUGGCUUUGGCGAAAAGAGCAUCAGUUCAGGAAAAGGGGACGCAGACGGACAAUCCUGAGGAACGAACAUCAUCUGUGCAAAACUUUGAAGCUGUCAAAGCGGCGCUGGAGGCAAAGAUAAAAGAGGGCGAUGAGGAACGGAAAAAAAGGGAUGAAGAAAUGAAAGUUGCGCUGAAAAAGCAGUCUUCGAUGGUGAAGGAGUUGCGGCAUCAGGUGCAGUCGGAGAAAAAACGCGCCGAACAGGCAGAAAAACAUCUGGAAGAAGUUCUAGGAGUGAAUGAUGCGUAUCCACAGAGUACGUUUCGCUUAUCAAAUUUGUCUACUGAACAGGAAGGUCAAUUUCUCCACCGGCGCCAGCAACGUAUUGGAAACUGUGGAACUAGUUGCGCAUUGAUGCUUCAAAUUGUGAAGCUGGAGAUUUGUUAG